GUCACUAGCUGCUCGCGGUGAUCAUGGCGUGCACGCCCCCUUUACUACCCCCUAUUUAAGCCGCUCCGUCUCUUGCGAGGAGCUCCGGUGACAUAUACUACCCCGUGUCCGUCCACUUCUCCAAGAACUCACUCGUGUAGUGUAGCCGAGCCACGAUCGACAUGCCCUCGCCUGGUAGCUUCAGUCGGCGUAGCGGCGACAGUUUCCUUCUGCCCCGGCCGCCGCCGGUGACGGACGUGGGCUGCGGGUGCCGCACGCCGAGGCUUCUCAGCUCCAUCUACUCGUCGCUCAUGUCCCGUGCGCGUGGAGGAGGAGGCCGUAGCACCAAGCCCAAGUCGCCGCACGCGUCGUCCACGUCCACCGCCACCGCCUUCAGCUGCAGCACCGCGGGCGCCACCACCGCCACCACGGUCUCGUCCCUGGACGACUCGUGGGGCCUCGCGACCUACGCCACCAACACGCUCUACGAGGACGACCCCGAGGCGAGGCGCCAGAGGCAGAGGACGACGACGAGGACGAGGAGGCGCAGGAGGCAGAGGAACCACGGUAGCAGCAGAAGGCCGGAGCGGGGCGUCGCGAUGAUGGCACGCGGGGAGAAGGAGGAGGAGGAGGAGGCUGCGGUGGCGGUGGAGGUGGAGUCGGCGACGCCGUACGAGGACUUCCGGGAGUCCAUGGUGGCCAUGGUGGUGGAGAAGGAGAUGUACGCGUGGGAGGACCUCAACGCGCUGCUCCACGGGUUCCUCUCGCUCAACUCGCCGCGCAACCACCCGCUCAUCCUCCACGCCUUCGCCGACCUCUGGGCGCCGCGCGGCGGCCUCUUCUGCCCUCCGUCCCCGUGCCUAGGCCUCUAGAGUCGAAGCUGCACCUGCACGCCGACAUGCGCCACCUAGCUAGCUCUACCCCAUUAGCGCUGGCAUAUAUAGCCGUAAAUCUAGCUUAGGCUGGGUCAUACUACUGUGUACGUACGUAUCUUGUACUGUAGUUGUCGUCGUCGUUCUCGUCGUUGUUGUAUUACGUGCUACUCUGCUACUCCGUAGUCCUCUAGAGCUAAUGCUCAACGGACUGCGUACUAAUCUUUGUCCGUGUCCGUGUGUCGGUGCGUGCGUGCGCAAGACAAAAUAAAGUAUGCGAUACGAUGGCACGUCCGUGGUUCGUAUGAGCUCUGUUCGUUUC
Aegilops tauschii subsp. strangulata is the source of this 1173-nucleotide messenger RNA. RefSeq lists its product as uncharacterized. The record is from RefSeq and is a predicted model, not a curated record. Gene Ontology annotation, biological process: negative regulation of DNA-templated transcription. Lineage: Eukaryota; Viridiplantae; Streptophyta; Magnoliopsida; Poales; Poaceae.